CUUAAUGAAAACAUAUUAUUUUCCAAUUAUUACAGUGACUGUAGUGAGUGUGUAAACUGUACUAACACAACAGCUGAGUGGAUAAACUUUACAGGUAAAACUCCUGACACAAAAUAUAUUCUGUGUGUGGCUGCACUAACAAACAACAACAAAGUACAAGGAGAAAUGGUUCAAAUUGAUGCAUACACACGUCCAAGCAAAGUGGCACAUUUGACUUUAUCUUCAACUAAUCAAUCCAUUACUGCCAACUGGGAGUUAACUGCAGGUUAUAAAAAAUUCAAUCUGAGCAUUAAAGCAGAUGGCAGGAAUAGUACGUCUGAUGUCACUGAUCAAUCGAAGUUUACUUUCAAUAAGCUGGACGCAGCAAAAAGCUACACCAUCACUGUCAUCACUCUUUCUGAGAAAUCUAAAUUAGAAAGCGAUCCUGCUGAACUAUCAGUGUAUACCAAGCCUUCACCUGUCCUGAAUCUAACAUCAGCAGAUGAAUAUGAUACAAUCAUAAAUGCUUCCUGGACAAAACCUAAUGAAACCCUUUCAGGUUACCGUGUUUGUAUUAAUAAAAACAAUAUAUUUUACAAUGAUUACAGUGAUUGCAACGACUGCAGUGAGUGUGUAAACUGUAUAAUCACAACAGCUGAGUGGAUAAAGUUUACAGGUAAAACUCCUGACACAAAAUAUAUUCUGUGUGUGGCUGCACUAACAAACAACAAUGAAGUACAAGGAGAAAUGGUUCAAAUUGAUGCAUACACACGUCCAAGCAAAGUGGCAGAUCUUUCAUUAACUUCAACUUUUCAAUCCAUUACUGCCAACUGGUUGUUACCUCAAAGUAAUAAAAAAUUCAAUGUGAGCAUUAAAGCAGAUGGCUGGGUUGGCAGAUCUAAUGUCACUGAUCAAUUGAGUUAUACUUUCAAUAAGCUGCAACCAGCAAAAAGCUACACCGUCACUGUCAUCACUCUUUCUGAGAAAUCUAAAUUGAAAAGUGAUCCCGCUGAACGAUCAGUGUAUACCACCCCAUCUGGUGUUUAUAAUCUGAGUGUAAUAAAGGUGACAAAUGAAAGUGUCGAACUGAGCUGGGAUCACUCAGGAGAAUAUGAUUUCUUUUCAGUACACGUGUCAGAUGUAUCCAAACUAAAUAAUACAAAUGAAAGUACAAUUGUGAUAUCGGGUCUUACACCAGGGAAAAGUUAUCAUUUCACAGUUUUUGCUAUAGUUAAUGGUACUACAGAAAGUGUGCCAGAGGGCGUUUCUACCUACACCAAGCCUUCACCUGUCCUGAAUCUAAAAUCAGCAGAUGGAUAUGAAACAAUCAUAAAUGCUUCCUGGACAAAACCUAAUGAAAUCCUUUCAGGUUACCGUGUUUGUCUUAAUGAAAACUAUAUAUUUUGCAAUGAUUACAGUGACUGUGUGGAGUGCAGUGAGUUUGUAAACUGUAUAAUCACAACAGCUGAGUGGAUAAACUUUCCAGAUAAAACACCUGGCACAAAAUAUAUUCUGUGUGUGGCUGCACUAACAAACAACAAUGAAGUACAAGGAGAAAUGGUUAAAAUUGAUGCAUACACACGUCCAAGCAAAGUGGCAAAUCUUUCUUUAACUUCAACUUUUCAAUCUAUUAACGCCAGCUGGGAGUUGAAUGAAGGUUAUAAAGAAUUCAAUGUGAGCAUUAAAGCAGAUGGCUGGGAUGGCACGUCUAAUGUCACUGAUCAAACGAGUUAUACUUUCAAUGAUCUGCAAGCAGCAGUAAACUACACCAUCACUGUCAUCACUCUGUCUGAGAAACCUAAACUGGAAAGUGAUCCUGUUGUUACAUCAAUGCAUACUAAACCUGUUUCUCCUGUAUUGGCGAAUGCUACUGUUCUUGACCACACUGCCAUAAAAGUAACCUGGGAAGUUCCCGAACAGUUGAAGGGAGACUCAAAAAUUACGUAUAAUGUGACAGCUCACUCUGAUUACUGGAAAAAAACUGAUGUAAAAACUGUAACCGAGAAUAUGUUUAUUAUCUUUAAUCAUUUAAAUUCGGGAACAAACUAUACCUUCAGUGUCAGUGUUGUGGCUGGCAAUGAAGAGAGUGCUCCAGUCUUUGCUUAUGGAAUGACAGUGUCUAAUAAGAAGAAAGUGACGUUUGCAGUGAUGUGCACCAGUGAAACAUCACUUUACUGUAGCAUGAAUACAACUCUGACAGAAAUAAAAGAACAGCUUGAAAAUAAGUUAGGAAAUGAAUAUAAAGAUGUCUACUGGAAACUUGAAAAGAUUGACAGAAAAUGAUGUCUAUACAACGUGUUUUAAUUGUUAUCAAAUUUGUAUUAACCUCUGACUCUUAUGUAACUUUUGAAUUUAUUCACCCAUUUCUGAGGAUGACUGCCCUGCGGUCUUUACACCCAAACUUACUACUGAUAUAAAUAACAGCAAAACAGAAGUCAGACCAUCAGUUAAGUUUCAACUUUAUUUAGUUGCAGUUCUUCGGUUUAUCAUCUUUCUUUCAGACUUCUUGUGUUGCAUUGCCUGAAUUAUUGCGACAUUGAUGUGUAUGUAUAUUUCAUUAUUAAAAUUAAGCUAUAAUUAUGUCAUAUGUUUCUUUAUAGUUUUCAUCUUUAUACUCUAUUUUCAUGCUAUUAUCUGCCAAAAAGGAAUUGUAUAGUUAAACAAGGUUUGGUUAAUUUGUUUAGGAGUGUAUUUAGGAGUUAUUUUUAAAGUACAGACUGCAGUUUUUUUUAUAUUUCUAGUCUUUCUAAGAUGGGUCUUGUUAGUCUUUAGCUCUUGUGUUUUAUUAUUUCUCUCAGGGUUUAUGCAUUAGUGAAAUUAUUGAUUCAUGAUUGCUUGGUUUUCACAUGUCAAAAGCAUAAUAAAUAAACUUGAA
Molecule: messenger RNA, 2854 nt
Organism: Paramisgurnus dabryanus
Lineage: Eukaryota; Metazoa; Chordata; Actinopteri; Cypriniformes; Cobitidae
Product: receptor-type tyrosine-protein phosphatase eta-like
Molecular function (GO): protein binding
Source: RefSeq, a predicted model, not a curated record